CGCUCGGGACGGCCCCGCCACACCUGGCUAUUUGGUUGGCCAGCGCCCUCGUCGUACGUCAUUCCCCCGCGCCACCCGGAAGCCGCGGUUCCUACCAACCGUUCUUAUUGCCGGCGGCUCUAAGGAGCCCAUCAUGGCGACGCCCCCUAAACGGCGGGCGGUGGAGGCCACGGGGGAGAAAGUGCUGCGCUAUGAGGCCUUCAUCUGUGACGUGCUGCAACGGGACCUACGAAAAGUGCUGGAGCAUCGUGACAAGGUAUAUGAGCAGCUGGCCAAAUACCUUCAACUGAGAAACGUCAUUGAGCGACUCCAGGAAGCUAAGCACUCAGAGUUAUACAUGCAGGUGGACUUGGGCUGUAACUUCUUCGUCGACACAGUGGUCCCAGACACUUCACGGAUCUACGUGGCCCUCGGCUAUGGUUUUUUCCUGGAGUUGACACUGGCAGAAGCUCUCAGGUUCAUCGACCGUAAGAGCAAUCUUCUCACAGAGCUCAGCAACAGCCUCACCAAGGACUCCAUGAAUAUCAAGGCCCAUAUCCACAUGUUGCUAGAGGGGCUUAGAGAACUACAAGGCCUGCAGAAUUUCCCCGAGAAGCCUCACCACUGACUUCUUCCCCCUUCCCCUGACAUUAAAAAGCCUGAAUGCCUUUGA
Equus caballus (horse) is the source of this 652-nucleotide messenger RNA. RefSeq names its product ubiquitously expressed prefoldin like chaperone (gene UXT). Lineage: Eukaryota; Metazoa; Chordata; Mammalia; Perissodactyla; Equidae. Gene Ontology annotation, molecular function: transcription corepressor activity. The record is from RefSeq and is a predicted model, not a curated record. Gene Ontology annotation, biological process: negative regulation of transcription by RNA polymerase II.